Molecule: messenger RNA, 1312 nt
Organism: Brienomyrus brachyistius
Lineage: Eukaryota; Metazoa; Chordata; Actinopteri; Osteoglossiformes; Mormyridae
Product: aggrecan core protein-like
Exons: 2
Coding region: 230-1192 (320 amino acids)
Source: RefSeq, a predicted model, not a curated record
GCCGCAUUCGUCCCGGCCGGCUGCUGUUCAGGCCUCGCCGCAUUCGACCCGGCCGGCUGCUGUUCAGCCACAAAGAGUGAAGACGGUGACCCCGGAGGUGACUCUGGGAUCGCGGCCAGGCCUGCCUUCAUCAUGAGAAAAGCGCCAGGACCCCUGGGUUGCAGGGGGGGGGGGGGGGCGAGACAAAAGAGACGCUCAGCACCAGUUGCACAGGAAAUGGUUUGUUUUGAUGGAGUGUGGCGGCCCCACUAAGACUCUGGUGUCAACAGAGCCCGGUACAUUUCCCAUCAUCCUCGGCGGCAGCCCCAUUAAAUCUCUGCUGUCAACGGAGUCCAGUACAUUUCCCAUCAUCCUCGGCGAUGGCCCCACUAAGUUUUUGCUGUCAACAGAGUCUGGUACAUUUCCCAGCAUCCUCGGCGAAGGCCCCACUAAGCUUUUGCUGUCAACAGAGUCCGGUACAUUUCCCAUAAUCCUUGGCGGCGGCCCCACUACGCCUCUGCUGUCAACAGAGUCCAGUAUAUAUCCCAUCAUCUUUGAAGGCGGCCCCACUAAGCCUCUGCUGUCAACAGAGUAUGGUACAUUUCCCAGCAUCCUCAGCGAAGGCCCCACUAAGCUUUUGCUGUCAACAGAGUCUGGUACAUUUCCCAGCAUCCUUGGCAGUGACCCCACUAAGCCUCUUCUGUCAACAGAGUCCGGUACAUUUCCCAUAAUCCUUGGCGGUAGCCCAACUAGGCCUCUUCUGUCAACAGAGUCCGGUACAUUUCCCAUAAUCCUUGGCGGGAGCCCCACUAGGCCUCUUCUGUCAACAGGGUCCGGUACAUUUCCCAUAAUCCUUGGCGGCGGCCCCACUACGCCUCUGCUGUCAACAGAGUCCAGUAUAUAUCCCAUCAUCUUUGACAGCGGCCCCACUAAGCCUCUGCUGUCAACAGAGUGCGGUACAUUUCCCAGCAUCCUCGGUGGUGGCCCCACUAAGCCUUUGCUGUCAACAGAGUCCGGUACAUUUCCCAUCAUCCUCGGCGGCAGCCCCACUAAGCCUCUGCUGUCAACAGAGUCCGGUACAUUUCCCAGCAUCCUCGGCGGUGGCCCCACUAAGCCUUUGCUGUCAACAGAGUCUGGUACAUUUCGCAUCAUCCUUGGUGGUGACCCAGACACUUGUUUCAGGUUUCUGAAACUUCUCACUGAAGGUGUGUGAAGGUCACACUGAAUCCCUCAUCGCUGUACCUAGGCCUGGAAUGGCCUCCUUGCACUCCAGCCAUUUUUCCAGGGUGGUGGUGGUGGGGGGGGGAUGGGUUUGUGGCCUGGUGAAAAUUGU